AUGCAAUCGAAACACCUCCCUGUCCCAAAUGGAAUGACAUCAUUCUGGCGAACAGAGCCGCACGCUCUGGAUAGCCAUCGGUCUACUGAGUUGCUUCCCAACGAAUGCGAUAUUGUCAUCAUAGGCGCUGGAUAUGCAGGCGCUUCGCUUGCACACCAUAUUCUUAGUCAAAUCAGUCCAGGAUCUCAGCCUCCUUCAAUCGUGAUUUUGGAGGCGAGGCAGGCUUGUUCUGGUGCUACUGGUCGAAAUGGGGGCCAUAUGAAGCCCGAUAUAUAUAAUGGCAUCGCUGGCUUGGCAAAUGAGCAUGGUGUUGAGGCCGCGGCAGAAGUUGCGGCUUUUGAAGCCAAACAUGUCUCGUAUCUGAAAGACUUUGUCGCCAAAGAGAAUAUUGACUGCGAUUAUUCUGUCACUGAAGCAAUUGAUGUCCAAUUAUCUCAGGAUCAUUCUGCGAGGCUCAAGGAUGGAUACGAAAACUUGAUUGAGAAUGGAUGUGAGCCCACAAACAAAGCAACAUAUAUUGGCAAGGAAGAAGCUGAACAAUUCUCCGGAGUCAAAGGUGCUCAGGGCUGUUUCACAUAUGAAGCGGGCCACAUUUGGCCGUACAAAUUCGUGCUCCAUCUUUUGAAGAAGGCUGUUGCACGAGGUGUGAAUCUGCAAACGCAUACCCCAGUAUCUGAGAUCACGAAGUGCACUGAUUCGGCAUCGACUCAUUCUUGGACCGUGAACACCGCUCGAGGCUUAACCUCAGCUAAAAAGGUGGUUCUGGCAACAAACGCAUACACCUCCUCUCUGGCUCCGCAAUACAAGGAGAAAAUAAUUCCUGUCCGUGGAACAUGUUGCCGCAUCAUCUCUCCGCCUGGUACUUUGGCGCCGAAGUUGACUAAAACAUAUACACUUCGCUGGAACAACUGGCAUUAUGAUUACCUCAUUCCGCGCGCUGAUGGUAGUAUUGUUGUCGGAGGAGCCCGACCUGCUUUCAUCGAUAAUCUGGACAGCUGGUACAAUAUCAGUGAUGACAGUCGGGUACUCGAGCCUGCUGUUAGAUACUGGGAUAACUACAUGCAGAGAAACUUUGUUGGUUGGGAAACCAGUCAUGCCUACACCGAUAGGGUGUGGACGGGAAUCAUGGGCUACUCGUCAGAUGGACUCCCACAUGUGGGUCAUGUCCCAGGACAAAAAGAUCAAUACAUCCUUGCGGGGUUCACUGGGCAUGGGAUGCCGCAGAUCUUCCUCGCUGCGGAGGGUUUGGCAACAAUGAUACUCAAUGAUGUUGACUACGGACAUACUCGAUUACCGCGCCUGUUCGAGUCUACUUCAACCCGACUGGAGAGCUCCCAGAACAAGAUAUUUGCCGGUACUCCAGGAGAUGAGAAGCCGCAAGCAAGGUUGUGA
Molecule: messenger RNA, 1392 nt
Organism: Penicillium soppii
Lineage: Eukaryota; Fungi; Ascomycota; Eurotiomycetes; Eurotiales; Aspergillaceae
Product: NAD(P)/FAD-dependent oxidoreductase
Exons: 4
Coding region: 1-1392 (463 amino acids)
Cellular component (GO): cytoplasm
Molecular function (GO): oxidoreductase activity
Source: RefSeq, a predicted model, not a curated record